Messenger RNA from Dioscorea cayenensis subsp. rotundata (Guinea yam), 2014 nucleotides. RefSeq names its product galacturonosyltransferase 8-like. Lineage: Eukaryota; Viridiplantae; Streptophyta; Magnoliopsida; Dioscoreales; Dioscoreaceae. The record is from RefSeq and is a predicted model, not a curated record. Gene Ontology annotation, molecular function: polygalacturonate 4-alpha-galacturonosyltransferase activity.
UAAUUAUUACCAGCUUUGCUGCGCUGCCGACGCUCACAGAGAAGAGAGAUCCACUCUCCUCUCUCUCUCUCUCUCUCUCUCUCUCUCUCACUCCCUUCGAAACCCUAGCAAUGGCAAUCCCUCGCGGCCUCUACUCCUCCAGCCUCCGGAUCGCCAUUCUUGCCGCCGCCUUCCUCCUCUUCGUCGCAAUCUCCGUUUACACGUCUUCGUCGCCACCGGAUCCCGGUUCCGCCGGCUUCACUAGCGCCAUCGGCUCCAUUCCCCGCCGUUCCAUCCUUGCUCUCCGAUCCGACCCCUUGAAAGCCCGGAUCGACCUUCUCCGCAAGCAGGUGGCCGACCAUGCCGCCCUCGCCGCCGCUUACGCCUCCUUCGCCCGCAGGCUCAAGCUUGAGUCCACCAAGCAGGUCCGCCUCUUCGCUGACCUCUCGCGUAACUACUCCUCCCUUCUCCUUUCUGGCAUCCCUUCCGAUGAGCCCGGCGUCCGUGCUCUUGAGCGUGGUGUUAAGGAUCGGAUCCGCGCCACCCGUCAGCUCGUCGCUGAGGCGAAGGAGUCCUUUGAUAACCAGCUGAAGAUCCAGAAGCUCAAGGACACUAUCUUCGCCGUCAAUGAGCAGCUCUCUAAGGCGAAGAAGCAGGGGGCUUUCUCCAGUCUUAUUGCCGCCAAGUCCAUCCCCAAGAGCCUCCACUGUCUCGCGAUGCGGCUUAUGGAGGAGCGGAUCUCGCAUUCUAAGAAGUAUGCCGACCCCGAUGUGAGGCCUGCUGAGCUUGACGACCCGAGGCUGUACCAUUAUGCUAUCUUCUCGGACAAUGUGGUCGCAGCGUCUGUCGUGGUGAACUCGGCUGUCAAGAAUUCGCGUGAGCCGUGGAAGCACGUGUUUCAUGUCGUCACGGACAAGAUGAAUCUUGGAGCCAUGCAGGUCAUGUUCCGCAUGAAGGAUUAUAAUGGGGCCCAUAUUGAGGUGGUUGCCGUGGAGGAUUACAAGUUCCUCAACUCCUCCUAUGUACCUGUACUUAGACAACUUGAAUCAGCCAACCUGCAGCGUUUCUAUUUUGAAAACAAGUUAGAAAAUGCAACCAAAGACACAACAAAUAUGAAAUUUAGGAACCCCAAGUACCUCUCAAUGCUCAACCACCUCAGGUUUUACCUGCCAGAGAUGUAUCCAAAGCUACACCGUAUCCUCUUCUUGGAUGAUGAUGUCGUUGUUCAGCGAGAUCUCACGGGGCUUUGGAAAAUUGACAUGGAUGGCAAAGUGAAUGGUGCUGUGGAGACAUGCUUUGGUUCCUUUCACCGAUAUGCGCAAUACAUGAAUUUCUCCCAUCCUUUAAUAAAGGAGAAGUUCAAUCCAAACGCAUGUGGCUGGGCAUAUGGGAUGAACUUCUUUGAUCUUGAUGCAUGGAGGAGGGAGAAAUGUACUGAGCAGUAUCAUUACUGGCAGAAUUUGAAUGAGAACCGUACGUUGUGGAAGUUGGGUACCUUGCCUCCUGGAUUGAUCACAUUUUACUCCACAACAAAACCAUUGGACAAAUCUUGGCAUGUUCUUGGACUUGGGUACAAUCCAAGCAUAAGCAGGGAGGAAAUCAGGAAUGCUGCAGUCGUACACUUCAAUGGAAAUAUGAAACCGUGGCUGGAUAUUGCUAUGAACCAAUUCCGUCCACUCUGGACCAAAUAUGUGGACUAUGACAUGGAAUUCAUCCGCCAAUGCAAUUUUGCAGCAUAAAAGGAGAAAGAUUUGUUUGAAACUUUUCACACUACCAGAGCAAUCUGGAAAUAUAAGUUAUAGUGCAACCAGCAAAUGUUUUGAAGGAUUUUGUUGCAAUGUUUGAGCAGAAUCCUCCUCUUCUUCUCAACUUUCUACAGAGUAAUUAUAUUGUUUAUAUAAUUGUAAAUCUAGAUGUUUGCUUUAACAUCUUUCCUUUUCUCUAACUAUGUGUCAGCUUUUGUUGUUCCUCCCUUUUUAUGCAAUAAUCAGCACAAUAUCUGGCAUGAGGCCAAUUUAAGGUUUUAUUUGUAUCA